Saccostrea cuccullata (small rock oyster) is the source of this 3656-nucleotide messenger RNA. Its product is annotated as regulator of telomere elongation helicase 1-like. Gene Ontology annotation, molecular function: hydrolase activity, acting on acid anhydrides, in phosphorus-containing anhydrides; DNA binding; DNA helicase activity. Gene Ontology annotation, biological process: telomeric loop disassembly; negative regulation of t-circle formation; DNA replication. The coding region runs from base 83 to 3643 and encodes 1186 amino acids. The transcript is spliced from 34 exons. Gene Ontology annotation, cellular component: nucleus. The record is from RefSeq and is a predicted model, not a curated record. NCBI's taxonomy places the organism in Eukaryota, Metazoa, Mollusca, Bivalvia, Ostreida, Ostreidae.
CUUUUAAAGGUAAGGAUACAUGUAUAACAGGUAGUCCCAGGAACAGCAACUAAUUGUUGACUGUUGGCAAGCAGGCUUAAAAAUGCCUUUAAUUGAUGUAAAAGGUGUCCAUGUCAACUUUCCGUUUGAUCCAUAUUCUUGCCAAGUGACGUACAUGGAAAAAGUGAUUGAAUGUCUUCAGAAAAAUGUGAAUGGAAUCCUGGAAAGUCCCACAGGGACUGGUAAAACCUUGUGUCUUCUGUGUUCCUCCCUGGCGUGGCUGCAGGACAAGAAGGCCCAGGUGGAACUCAAUCGUCAGGCCAACAUAUCCUCCCUGAUGGGGGACCAUGGCAGCCUGGCCAACAACCAGAUCGAGGCUCUGAAGAAGAGUCUAGAAUCCAGCACCGGCAUGACCUGGGGAGGGAGUGAAUUCGCUGUACCAAAGAUAAUAUACGCCUCUCGGACCCAUUCUCAGCUAACUCAGGCGGUGCAGGAGCUAAAAAGAUCAGCCUAUAACACGGUCAAAGUCAGUGUCAUUGGUUCAAGAGAACAGCUGUGUAUCCAUGAACAUGUUAGGAAGGAAAUGAGUAAUGCUGCAAAGGUUCAUAUGUGCAGAGCUAAAGUAGCAGGAAGAACAUGUUUCUACUUUAAUCACUUUGAAGAGAUCAAACGUAACAGUGACCCUCGACAGUUGGUAGGAGAUGUGGUGGACAUAGAAGACAUGGUGAGAUUUGGAGAAAAACAAAGGGUUUGUCCAUACUACAUUGCAAAAGAACUAAAGAAUGAUGCAGAUAUAAUAUUUAUGCCUUACAACUACUUACUUGAUGCCAAGUCAAGAAAAGCUCAUGGUGUCGAAGUACAAGGCAGUAUAGUCAUCUUUGAUGAAGCCCAUAAUUUGGAGAAGAUAUGUGAGGACAGCUCCUCUUUUGAUUUGACGUCGGCAGACCUAGCCACAGUGCUUGAGGAACUCAGUCGCCUAGCUGAUAAAUUGUUUGAACUCGCUAAAAAUGAAGAAACUUCCCUGGUGGAAAUGACAGAUUCUAGUGCUAUUCCAGAACCAGAAUUUACUUUGGAGGAUGUUUUACGACUGAAAGCAACUUUCAAAGAACUAGAAGAACAAAUAGAUAAGAUAGAAAUUCCCAACAAAGAAAAGGGCUUAACAAAACCUGGAACAUUUAUAUUUGAGCUUUUAUCGAAGGUCAACAUUGCAUUUGAAACUAAAAACUUUCUGCUGGAUCUCUUGGAUAAAAUCAUCUCCUAUGUAACCGGUGAUUCUACGGGAAUGGGAUUCCAUUCUAAAGGAGCAGGCUUAACAAAGAUGUCAGAUGUACUUAGAAUAGUAUUCAGUCGGGAGGUACCAGAUGGGGGAUCUGUUUAUCAACUUCAGCAGAUGCUGGCCAAAUCUUACAAGGUACAUAUCCAGCCAGUCCAACCCAACAAAAAGAAAAAGAUAGACUCCUGGGCCACCCCAGCAGGGGCAGAUAAAAUGGGUAAAACCCUGAGUUACUGGUGUUUCAGCCCUGGACACAGUAUGCUGGACCUGACUGCCCAUGGAGUGAAGUGUGUGAUUCUGACUAGUGGCACUUUGUCUCCCCUGGACUCCUUCAGUGCAGAGAUGCAGAUCCCCUUCCCUGUGACAUUGGAGAAUCCCCAUGUGAUUGACAAACAUCAGGUGUGGGUGGGGACUCUUAACAAAGGCCCUGAUGGAGUGGGGCUCAACUCUAACUACCAAACAAGGUUUAAUGAAAAUUACCAAGCUUCUCUAGGAAAAGCACUAGUAAAUUUUGCCCGAGUGGUGCCUAAUGGUCUCCUGGUGUUUUUCCCAUCUUACCCUGUGAUGGAGAAAUGUAUAGAAAACUGGCAUCAAAAUGGUGUAUAUAGUUCAAUUACCCAGUAUAAGCCUAUCCUGGUUGAACCAAGAGGAAAACAGGCUUUCAAUGAUGUCAUUGAAGAAUUUUAUGAUAAAAUUAAUGACCCAGCCCUAAAUGGAGCAAUAUUUAUAGCAGUUUGCAGAGGAAAGGUAAGUGAGGGCCUGGACUUUGCCGACAACAAUGGGCGUGCUGUGAUUAUCACCGGUCUGCCCUUCCCACCUCGUAUGGACCCUAAAGUGGUGCUCAAAAUGCAGUUUUUGGACGAGUCAAGAGGGAAAAUGGGAUUCAAGAGCUUAUCAGGACAGGAGUGGUACAGACAGCAGGCAUCCAGAGCUGUCAAUCAAGCAGUGGGGCGGGUCAUCAGGCACAGAAACGACUAUGGAGCCAUUUUACUAUGUGAUGAGAGAUUUGCUGGAGAGUCGGCAAUACGUCAGCUUCCUGUGUGGGUGAGACCUCAUGUGAACAAAUAUGACGUAUUCGGACGUGCACUCAGGGACAUGAUUGUGUUCUUCAAAACUGCAGAACAAACGUUACCCACCCCAGCUAAGAAGCAGUAUAGAGCUGGAGGAUCAGUUAGUUCCUCUGGGUGUCAGGGGGCUCAUUUUAUGCCCACGGUUAACAGACAGGGACCCCCUCCUUCACAGGCAAAGGCCCGCAAUGUAGUAGAACAUGUGCCAAGCCUCCGUCAAUCUGCUGAUGAAGAAACAAACUUAGCCAAACUAAAAAUUCAGUAUGAAGGUGGACCCUCAUCAAAUAAUGCAGGCAUUGGCAAGAAAAACCUCCUAGAUGCUCUUAGUUCUUCAGAGAAAGAAGGUAGUCUUUACAAUGAAAUGGAUAACAAGUCCAUGUCAAAAGAAGCAAAGCCUCUGAUGAAGAAACUUCCCAGCAAAAAGAAGAUCAUUAUUAAGAAAAGAGAUUCAGAAUCGGAGAGUUCUCAUACAAAGCGUCAGUCAGGGUCAGUUAUAGAGGCUAAUCCUGCAGUGACAAAUUCUCAUCUACAGUCAGCAGAGAGUUACAUCACAGAGGUGAAGUGUUGUCUGAGUAAGGAAUCCUAUAUGGCGUUCUCCAAAGCACUAGGUAUGUACAAGAAAACAGGAGAGCUGUCCCAGGCAGUGGGGGUAAUGGCAGGACUGUUCACAGAGGACCCAAAACACUACCAUCUCUUCAGAAAGUUUUAUCGAUUUGUGAGACACAAGGAUAAGAAGGAAUUUGAUUCGCUGUGUAUGGAACUGACAGGAGAGGGGUGUGGGUAUAAACCAGAAGAUUCCGUUCCCAAGAAACGGGCUCAGUCAGAGACCCCCAAUGUAUCAGAACAACCAGAAAAGAAACAGAGAACAGAAUGUUCAGGAUCGGUUCUGCAGCCCAAGACACUAUCUAACGUGCAACAGUCGGACACUUCUAGUAAGAAGUUUAUGUCGGGGGAUCUGUCCUCCCUGAAAUUUAACAAAGUGAGUGGUGAUGGGGCACAGUCAGUGAACUCUGAGGACAGUCAGGAGUUACGGAACUGUGAACAAAGUUCAGGAGGAAAUAUAAGUGAGCGACUCAAGAAUGUGGCUGGACCACUAGAUAUACGGAGUCCUUCUCAGGAUAAGUCAGGGUAUGUGUGUUGUAAAUGUCAGAGUGAAGCAAAAGUUCCAUUCCAAUCGACCUGUGAUCACGUCUGCUGCUUUAAAUGUUGGAAAGAAGUCUUUAAUGAUCUGGAUAAAACCUGUCCUAGCUGUGGGAUUCGAGUCAGACGAAGGAAUCUGAAACGUUUACUGUUCCCUGCACCUGCUAACGAUGACCAGGGAUAACACUGGUCAUGUA